Messenger RNA from Malassezia globosa CBS 7966, 4170 nucleotides. RefSeq lists its product as uncharacterized. Gene Ontology annotation, molecular function: DNA binding. Lineage: Eukaryota; Fungi; Basidiomycota; Malasseziomycetes; Malasseziales; Malasseziaceae. The transcript has a single exon. The coding region runs from base 1 to 4170 and encodes 1389 amino acids. The record is from RefSeq and is a predicted model, not a curated record.
AUGCAGCAGCAACAAGAGCAACAACUGCAGCAAACAUCUUAUACUUCCCCGUAUCAACAACAACAGCAACAGAAAGUACAGCAAUUCAUGAUAAAUCAGACACAAUCCUCUCAUAUGCAGCAGCAAUCGUUUCAAGAACAAUCACAAACCCCAUCAACGUCGGUUCCACAGCUUGAGAGUUUGCAGCUUCAGGCCCAAACGGAAUUGCAACAGAAGCAGCUGCUCGAUAAUACAUUGUCGACACAGCCACAACAACCCCAAGUACAGCCUGUGCUAGCACCUCAGCAGCAAACCGGAUUUGGUGUCGCACCAACUCUGAGCGAUACCCCACCUGCUCAGCCACUUCCUAUGCCACAUACGUCGAGGCAAAGUGCUACUCCUACGCAGGCCAUUUCAUCUGCACAAAUGCUUCAGUUACUGCAGACUAAUAUGUCGGUACUCCAACGACAAUGGACUAUCACCAAUGCUCAGCCUGAUGGUCCCAAUAAAGUUGCUGCUCUUCAAUAUCUAACCCUACAAAUGCGCCGGCUUAUGAAUACGCAAGAAUCUAUCUUACAGACCGCACGAGACCCUAACAAACAAACCGAAGUAACCAGGGAUGCAAACUCAGCCCACAUGAGACUGACAACAUCAUCUCCCCUGGUUUCUGCUCCGGCUGCAUCUAGUCAAAUCCCCAUGUCGACUCUAAUGCCAAUGCAUGUGACACAGCAAUCUCAGAAUUCCUCACCGGUGAUGCCGCCCUCACAGUCUACAAGUCAUGCAGCCAGUUUUCGCUCAUCUAUGACACCUGGGCCAAAUCCGACUUUCCAACCGUCGGUUAAUAUGAUGCACACCCCGGAUCCGAAACCAGACCCGAAUCACUCCGUUUCGCUUUCGUUUCAGAAUCACAAUGCGGGAGAACCAACGCCUCAACUCAUGCCUCCGCAGUCAGAUUCUCAGUCUAUAACAUCUUUGCCUCAGUCACAACAACCCUCUUCUUUGACACAGGUCCAGUCGCAGGCGCCUCCACAACCUCAGACAAAAUCAACUCCGAUGUCAGCACAACAGACUACCAUACCAGUGAACCCAGUGCCUCGUGAUUUCGUGUCUACAGUAUAUCUCUUCCUGGCCCAACGGGGAGUCGCAUUACCACCUGACUGGUCGUCACCUUUCGUGGGUCCUGCAGCUAACGGCAGGCCCGGUGAGGUGCGGUCGAUUGACAUGCAAUCUCUUUUCGCGAAGGUAAUCAGCUAUGGAGGGUCCGAACAAAUUUUCUCCAUGCCGAAUGGAUGGGCUUUUCUUGCACAACAAUUGAACCUAGCGGUCGAACCAUCUAAUAACACGGGCUCACUUAACGCAAUCCCCACUCCAAGCGAAGUGCCUGGCCGUCUCGCUGCUUACUAUACGCAACGACUUUCGCUUUUCGAGAGAUCUUGGAUUGCGUCACAGCGUCGCAACGUGUCUGAUUCAUCUUGUUCAGGGACAGUGAUGCCUGACAGGCCAGGAAGUGAUCUUCAUGGUAAUCUGGCACCUCGUGCAACUUCAAAUCGGGAAUCGGUGCCUCCGGAUUCACGGUCAUUGAAUGGUGCUGGUUCACCUUCGUCAGCCCAGAUUGGGAUGUCCGCAACGACGGUCGGUGGUUCUCCUAGCAUGCCAAUUCAAAACCAUCCGUUUGGGCAUUUAGAACCUAAUCAAGUCCACAUGGCAAUUGGGCAGCACCUCAAUCAGCUCCAGGCUCUAGUAUCAGCCGGACAAUUAACGCCUCAAAUGGCUAUGGCGCGAUAUUCAGCAAUCCAACAAGCCCUUCAGGCCUAUAAUAACGAACGAGUGGUGAAUUCAAACUCGACGAAUCCAGCUUAUAACUUGCAAUCGCCUUCUUCUGUAACUCUUCCUGCAACGCCUGGGACUACACUAUCCCAGUCUUCCCCUAAGGUUUCAUAUCAGCCGCAACAGCAUUAUCAGCAACAAAAACCUGUUCAAUUAUCGCACCAGGAGCAGCCACCAAAACAGCCGACGCAGCAACCAUAUCAGCCGCAACUCCAGCCACCACAACAGCCAGAUCCAAAAGUCCAACCACUAUCUCAGCAGGUUCCGCCGCAAUCACAACCUCAAGGCCAGCCGAGCUUGCCACCGCAGUAUCAAACGCAUUGGUCGCAGCCGCAAGAGCUGCCUUCCAAUAUGCCUAACACGCAAAUUCCAAGUGUUUUACAAACUGCGGUGCUUCCUGUUUCGUCUGUGCCCCCGUCAGAACGUAUUUUGAAUGCGCAUCUCUCUAAUGGACCAACUAGUUUGGAUAAAUCGAGCUCAAACUCCGGUUCACAAGUACCGCAACAACAUGCAAAGUCAGAUACAUCAUCACAUUCUGGAGCCACAAGAUCAACGCAAACACACAAGCCAGCGGCGUCGAAAAAUUCGCUGCCUUUACUCAGUACGCCACCAAAGCAUCCAGCACUGGGACGAGCCCAGUCAGAAGCUCCAACGGAAAGUCCUGACGUCAUUCAUUCAUCUCCGACGCACAAAGUGAGCGCUUAUGUGACAGAUAUGCACUCAAGAUCACAAGGACGUACUAGUAUGGACACUAUCGUGCCUAAUAAGUACAAGAUUGAGUAUUUGCCAAGUGAAGUGAAGCUUCAUACAUAUGGCGGCCGAGAUCUGGAUAAGAUGGACCACGAGCUUGCGCCACGGCUUGCGGAGCACGCUCGUGCUCUCAGUGUGAAGGAGUUGGGCAUGGUGGAUAUAUUUGGACUAACCAUGUCGCUUCAGUCUGGCAUGUCAUUUGAAGUCGCAUAUGCUCUGAAUACCCUCUUGAUCUUGUCUGCUGGUGUCGAUGCACCAGCGAAUUAUCAGUUUCCUCUAGCACCAUGCGAAGAUUUGCUUGAUGUCCUUCUCGACCUAUUGGAGCAAGUCAUGCCGCCUGAUUCGAUCGAGAGUUCCGUUGAAUACAUGGACGAAAGGGACAUGCUUACAUACUGCGAUGCUGUGGACAUGGCACUGCAAGACGAAGGAGAAGUCCGCAAGUGGCGUCGGCAAAGCGUCUCUCUAUCGGAAGAACAUGCGGCGGAUCAACGUGUUGCCGUGGCUCAAGCGAUUGUGACGAUUUUUCGUAACUUGGCUAUUAUGCCUGAUAACAUGCUGUUUCUCAGUACGCAUCAGCGAUUCAUGCCGAUGAUUGCGUCCAUAUCGCGGUCUAUUCUACACGAUAAGCGCUGGGGCCGGUAUGCCAACGCUACAAAUUCAAUGUUUUCGUUGCGCGAAUUACUGGAUAUUGAGAAGGAUUUGCUUACGAUUUUGCUAGGUGUUUCCGGCGAAUCAUUUGACUUGACGCGGUUUUCCGUCGAUAGCACGGUGGCAUUAGUAGAUAUGCUGCGAUUUUUCAUUCUGGAUGCACUCGAGUUUGAGAGCCGGCAAGGUGCGUCGCCAAUGGCAUUAGAACGCAUCGGUUCGUUAUCUUCCAAGUCUGCAUCAAGUGCGUGGUCUACAACGUCGUCUUCUAUUGUCUCAUUCGGAGCAUCUGACUUGGCACAAUCAUUGUUUCUAUUUUACCAGGCCCCGCAUCACGCUUUCCUGGCUUUGCAGGCCCUCUCUCGUUUGUCCUUACCCGACCACAAUCGAGAGCUGUUGGCACGGCAAGUCCCAGCCUAUAUUCAAGUGCAGUUGAUCCACAAGCUUGUCGCCUUCCUCCCAGUUUCAUCAGCAGAUUUUCGCCGUCUUGCCAGUUUCACUCGACUCGAAUACACGGAGACAGUCGCGUUCUGUUUAUAUAACGUCGUAUAUCUCGCGCCACCAUCCGUCAAAGUGACUAUCCGAGAUCGCCUCGGUAUAACUGGUACUCUCUUCCGCGCGGCGAAGCAUUUGUUGCUAAGUGGAAAAGACUACACGCAGAACCCAUACAAUGUCUUAUCUCGUCGUCUAAUCGAGACUAUGCGUUUGCUGAGCGAUGGCAAAGACUAUUUUGGCGUUCCACCUCUACUCGGCAUGAACUGGCCGUUGGAAGAGGCAAGCACAGCACCAUCUACUGGUCAAGACGCUGUAUCGUUGUCACCCUCCCCUUCGAUGACGUCAAGAUCUCCGCCUCCAUCCUGCUCACGAGCCGGCGUGCUAUGUGGACAGGACGACAAGAUUAUCGAAGUCCUUGUCCGCACAGCCAAUUUAGAUGCCAGCCUGACAAGCGAGCUAUUGGCUCUGGUGUAG